AUGCCUUCUAUUUAUACAGUCUCAAACACGUUAAUUGAGCAGACAGCUAUGGGUUCCUUGAAAUGGCUGAUCAUUCUAAUAUUCCAAUUUUACUACCUUUUCUACCUCACCAUAGCACAGCCUGAUUUCACUUUUCAAUCGCCCUGUGAAAGUAAUGUGACAGAGUACCCUCCAAAUGGUACAUACCACACAAACCUUAACACAAUUCUCUCCUCUCUUUCGCGCAACAUAGACAGUGAUGGCUUCUAUAAUGCUACCAUAGGCCAAGAUCAGGACAGGGUUAGUGCCAUCGCGCAAUGUAGAGCAGAUGUUGAAUUACAAACAUGCCGCGACUGUAUAAAUAAUGCUACUCGCUUGAUUUUAGAGAAAUGUCCUUCCAAGAAAUCAGCCUUUGGCAUUUAUAAUCUGUGUCUGAUAAGAUAUUCUAAUGAGUCUUUCAUAGGCACCAUGUCAACCGACCCGCGAUUUAUUUAUUAUGUCCUCGGGAAUUUCUCGGACCCCCAAUUGUUUUUUAACCAAUAUCUGACACCCGUGUUGACAAGCUUACGAACUCGAGCUUCAGCGGGUGGAAAACGCAAGUUUGCUGCUAAUGUUUUUAGUGCCCCUAAUUUUCAGACUAUACAUGCACUUGUACAGUGCACAUCCGAUUUAUCAGCUCAAGGUUGCUACAAUUGUUUAAGCGCUGUCUAUUCAAGUUUGACUGACUGUGAAUGUUAUGCAAAGAGGGGAAACUACCAUUUGAUGCCCAGCUGCAUUGUUCGGUAUGAACCUUACUCAUUCUUCAAUGAAUCAUUACUGACUGAAGGUCCGCCACCCUUAUUGUCACCACCGCAGCCAGCCUUAUUGCCACCACCACCACCACCAGGUAUUUGA
Molecule: messenger RNA, 873 nt
Organism: Solanum verrucosum
Lineage: Eukaryota; Viridiplantae; Streptophyta; Magnoliopsida; Solanales; Solanaceae
Product: putative cysteine-rich receptor-like protein kinase 9
Exons: 1
Coding region: 1-873 (290 amino acids)
Source: RefSeq, a predicted model, not a curated record